GCGAUGCCGUGGUUCCCAGUGAAGAAGAUACGCAAACAGAUGAAGCUGCUGCUGCUGCUGCUGCUGCUCACCUGCGCCGCGUGGCUCACGUACGUGCACCUGAGCCUGGCGCGCCAGGGCCGCGCGCUGCGCCAGCGGCUGGGCUACGGGCGAGAUGGUGAGAAGCUGACCGGCGUGACAGACGGCCGGGGCAUCCAGGUUGCACCAUCUACCCAGAGGGUGGAGGACUCUAGCGAGAGUCUUGAGGAGGAGCAGGCGUCCGAAGGCCAGGACCCAAACAUGGUGUUACCUGGGAGGACUGGGAGGCUGACCCCACUGAACCUCACCCAUCAGCCACCUCCAUGGCGGGAGGAGUACAAGGGACAGGUGAACCUGCAUGUGUUUGAGGACUGGUGUGGUGGUGCCGUGGGCCACUUGAGGAGGAACCUGCACUUCCCGCUCUUUCCUCAUACUCGCACCACUGUGAAGAAGUUGGCUGUAUCCCCCAAGUGGAAGAACUAUGGACUCCGGAUUUUUGGUUUCAUCCAUCCAGCACGAGAUGGUGAUGUCCAGUUCUCAGUGGCUUCAGAUGACAACUCUGAGUUCUGGCUGAGCCCCGAUGAGAGUCCAAUGGCUGCCCAGCUUGUGGCCUUUGUGGGCAAGACUGGUGCUGAGUGGACAGCUCCUGGAGAAUUCACCAAGUUCAGCUCUCAGGUGUCCAAGCCCAGGAGGCUCAUGGCCUCCCGGAGGUACUACUUUGAGCUGCUACACAAGCAAGAUGACCGAGGCUCAGACCAUGUGGAAGUGGGCUGGCGAGCUUUCCUGCCCGGCCUGAAGUUUGAGGUCAUCAGCUCUGCUCACAUCUCCCUAUACACAGACGAGUCUGCCCUGAAGAUGGACCACGUGGCUCAUGUACCCCAGUCUCCAGCUAGCCACAUGGGCAGGCAUCUGCCGCAGGAGGAGCCCAGUGCAGACAUGCUGCGGCCCGACCCCAGGGAUACCUUCUUCCUCACUCCUCGGAUGGAGCCCUCCAGCCUGGAGAAUGUGCUGGAGCCCUGCACCUACGCUCCCACCUAUGUCGUCAAGGAUUUCCCCAUUGCCAGAUACCAGGGACUGCAAUUCGUGUACCUUUCCUUCGUUUACCCCAAUGACCACACUCGCCUCACUCACAUGGAAACAGACAACAAGUGCUUCUACCGGGAGUCUCCACUGUACUUGGAAAGGUUUGGGUUCUAUAAAUACAUGAAGAUGGAUGAAGAGGAAGGAAAGGAAGAUGAGGAGGAAGAGGUGCAGCGCCGAGCUUUCCUCUUCCUCAACACUGAUGACUUUCUGGAUGAGGGGGAGCUGCCCGACAGUCUGGAGCCCACCGAGCUGUCCUCACCACAGAGCAGCCACGGGUCCACCACCCCUAUGGCCCCCACUGAGGGCAGAGCCAUGCUAGCACAGCCAGCACCUCCCAGCCCCCAGGAUGAACGGAAUCUUCGACACUCCCGGGCCCUGAGCUGGGCUGCCCGGGCUGCCCACACCUUGCCCCUCUUCUUGGGAAGAGCUCCACCUCCCCGCCCUGCAGCCCAGCAGCUGCCCCCAAAGGUGUAUGUGACCAGGGUGCGGCCAGGGCAGCGGGCAUCCCCCCAGGCCCCAGCCCCACGUAGCCAGCCCUGGUCACCUUUCCCUGGUGCCUUCCUGCACCGCAGGCUUCUGCCCGGGGUACAGCUGCGGAUGCCCCCACGCCCACCCCGGCCCAUUGGCCACAGGACCAGUGGACCCCAGGCCACACGGCCACAGCUCCCAACCCGGGUGCAGGCCUCCCAGGAGGGCCGGGAGGGUCAGGUGCACACACCGGCACCCAUGGCACACACAGUGGACUUGAACUCCUCAUCUGAAGCUCAGUCUGUGACCUCCUUCCUAAGCUUGUCCCAGGUGUCCAGGCCACAGUUGCCCGGGGAGGGGGAGGGGGAGUAUGAGGAGGAAGGGGAGGACAACGGGGCCCCAGGCCAGGAAGCUGCAUCUGAGGAAAGUGAGGAGGCUGCUGGCCGGCCCCUCGGCCGCUGGCGGGAGGAUGCCAUCAACUGGCAGCGCACGUUCAGCGUGGGCGCCAUGGACUUUGAGCUGCUGCGCUCUGACUGGAACGACCUGCGCUGCAACGUGUCUGGGAACCUGCAGCUGCCCGAGGCGGAGGCUGUGGAUGUGGUGGCUCAGUACAUGGAGCGGCUCAAUGCUCGCCAUGGAGGGCGCUUUGCGCUUCUGCGCAUCGUAAACGUGGAGAAGCGCCGAGACUCCGCACGCGGGAGUCGCUUCCUGCUGGAGCUGGAGCUGCAGGAGCGCGGGGGCGGUCGCCUGCGCCUGUCCGAGUACGUCUUCUUGCGACUGCCCGGGGCCCGCGUUGGGGACGCGGACGCAGAAAGUCUGGAGCCGGUGCUUGCCGCCUCUGCGCGCCCUGACGGCCGCCCGGAGCUCUGCCGGCCGCUGCGCCUGGCAUGGCGCCAGGACGUGAUGGUGCACUUCAUUGUGCCAGUGAAGAACCAGGCGCGCUGGGUAGCACAGUUCCUGGCAGACAUGGCUGCGCUGCACAUGCGCACUGGGGAUUCGCACUUCAGCGUGGUCCUGGUGGAUUUCGAGAGCCAGGACAUGGAUGUGGAGCGGGCCCUGCGAGCAGCACAGCUGCCUCGGUACCAGUAUCUGAGGCGAACUGGGAACUUCGAGCGCUCUGCUGGGCUGCAAGCUGGAGUAGACGCAGUGGAGGACGCCAGCAGCAUCGUUUUCCUCUGCGACCUGCACAUCCACUUCCCACCCAACAUCUUGGAUGGCAUCCGCAAGCACUGUGUGGAAGGCAGGCUGGCCUUUGCACCUGUGGUCAUGCGCCUGGGCUGUGGGAGCUCACCGGUGGACCCGCACGGUUAUUGGGAGGUGAACGGCUUCGGCCUCUUCGGGAUUUAUAAGUCAGACUUUGACCGGGUCGGAGGCAUGAACACUGAGGAGUUCCGAGACCAGUGGGGGGGCGAGGACUGGGAGCUGCUGGACAGGGUCCUGCAGGCAGGGCUGGAGGUAGAGCGGCUCCGACUGCGGAACUUCUAUCACCACUACCACUCCCGGAGAGGCAUGUGGGGCACACGCAGUAGGGGGGGUCCCCGUGCAGCUGGGUCCUGA
Otolemur garnettii (small-eared galago) is the source of this 3126-nucleotide messenger RNA. RefSeq names its product beta-1,4-N-acetyl-galactosaminyltransferase 4 (gene B4GALNT4). Gene Ontology annotation, molecular function: acetylgalactosaminyltransferase activity. The record is from RefSeq and is a predicted model, not a curated record. The transcript has 20 exons. NCBI's taxonomy places the organism in Eukaryota, Metazoa, Chordata, Mammalia, Primates, Galagidae. Gene Ontology annotation, cellular component: Golgi cisterna membrane. The coding region runs from base 4 to 3126 and encodes 1040 amino acids.